AAAAAUUAUAUUCAUAAAAUUAUUUUGGCUAUCCAUAAAUGAAGAUUUGCCACAUAUGAAAUAUUACAAAAAUAUUUUUAUUUCAUUUACUCCAGUGUUUCAUAUGUAAUCAAUUAUAUCAUUGCAGUAACUUUCUGGCAGAUCAUUCCAAAGCCACUAACUCAUGAUCCUCCAAUUUAGUCUAUCCAUAUAAGAAUAAUAUUUUUUGUGUAUAGAUCUGAUCACCUAGUUACUCCACUGCUUUAAAAAAUAUCUUUAUUGGUUUCCUGUUACUUUUUAAAAAAAGCCUUACCUUUGGCCUUACAAUUAAUAAUGUAUAUUGGUUCCAAGGCAGAAGACCUUGGCCCUAGGCGAUGGGGGUUGUGACUUGUUCAGGGUCACACAGGAAGUAUCUGAAGUCAAACUUGAAUAUAGGACCUCCCAUCUCUAGGUCUGGCUCUCAAUCCACUGAGUCAUCUAGUUGUUGCUCCUCACUAGGGGGUACAUUUAUUAUGUAAUGUUGUGCUUUGUUGAAGUUUUAUCAUAGGUGCUGGAUAAAUGCUUACUGAUUUGUAUUAUGGUUUUGGUGGUAGACUUUAGUGUCAUCUCUGAAAGAAUAUAAACUUCUUUAGAGCAGAACUGUAUUUCAUCUAAAGCUAUGUCUUCUAUUGCUUAGCUUAGUCCUUGAACACAAAGAGAUUAAGUACAAUAUAAAUAUUUGUUCAUUCCUUAUGCUUUCCAUAUUCUCUAGUAUUUUGAUAGUUUGUAUUUUGUAGUUAAAUCAUUGUGUCUCAUGACAAUUUUAUCGCCUCGUAAUGUUCAUAGAAAGUAGUGAUGCUUUAGUUUAAGGAAGCCAAAUCUCCCCAUCCCCCCAUUGAUAUAACACAGAUGGCUUUAUAUCUCCAUUAUAUGAAUUUUCCAGUGCACAUUUUCUACCUUCCAUUCAGCCAAUGUAAUUUUGAAGGCCAACGGGUAUAUAAUGGGCAAUAUUAUAAAGCCUUUAGGUGUUUCUUUUAUAAUUCUUUUGAUUCUCCUAUGUUUCCUAGAUUUGAAGUUUCUGACAAAGUAUGUCCUUUUAAUAUUUUCUCUUCCAUACUUAGCAUACUUUCUGUUUUAGAUUCUAGGGAAUUUACUUAUUUUCAUUUUUUAAAGCAAUUCUCAAGUCCAACAUUUUUAUUGCUCCAUGGAUUCCUUCUUCAAUUUAUAAGUUGAACUAUCACCUCCCCCCCCCCCCACUCCCAAUACUUCAAUUUAUGGAAUUGUUAAGCUUUUUGUCUGCCUAUUUGUUGCUGUCACUCCUGCCAAUCAAUAUCCUGUUUGUAAUUCCUACUUUUUUUUUCUUCUAUUAUUGCCAACAAUUCCCCAUCUCUUUUGUACACUGUCUUCCUACCCAUUGGGAUUAGUGGCAACUCUUAAACUUUAUUGUAACCUUUCUACAAAGAAAUGGCUCUUGUGCUUAGGAUUGACCUUUUCUCAGACUCUACUUUAGGGGUAAUGUCAUUGGGUUGUGGUGGGGAACAUAAUUUUGAACGAGAGCAUUAUUACUUCCCUAGGUAGUGGUGGCAGCAGCAGAGGUAGACAGUCAAUGACAGCAAUGUGGUAACUUGAGUUACUAUUGCAGUCAUAGAAUUUUGGUUUAUUUUAGCCAUUAUAAGUACUUUGAAAUUAGAUCAGUGAAGCGCUAUACCAUGUGCAAUGCCCUGGAAACUGCAAAGGUCAGAAAUGAUAGUUCUGUUUGUAAAACAGUUUAUGAUCCAUUGGAGGGGUUUAUAAUAUAGUAGAUUGAUUAUGACACUGCACAUUGUGUUUCUUGUUUUAUCAGUUAUGCUGCUUUUGCAGGCAUGUUUUUAUGAGACUUAUUAUCUCCCCCUCCCUCAAUGACUUUUGGCUUUGUCUCCCAGGUGGCCCACAAAUAUAAAUUAUCUCUUUAUGUGUUGUUAUACAUGUUAACAGAUUGGGAAACAUACAGCUUUGAUACUAGAAUAGAGAAAGGAAAUGCAACUAGUUUUCUUGUAAUUUAGUUCCUUGAGGCUAGAUGAAUUGUAAAUUUGGAUACAUUUAUGAUUUCCUUCAUUUAGUAUAAUUUAAAAAAUUUUAAUAUCUUCUUUUUUUACUUCAUCUACAUUUCCCAAAUUAUCCUCCUUCCUCCCCCUCUUCCAUAGAACCAUCCCUUAUGUUAAGAAAUAAAAAGGAGAAAAAGUUCCAAACUAAUCAGUACUUUGAAAAAGAUUGAUAUUAUAUGCAUUGUUCCACACCUAGAGUUUUCCCUAUCUCCUGGUCAUUAUGGUUUUAUUGUACUUUUUGUGGUGAAUAGUGGCUCUUCUCUUUCUUCCUUCAUCCUGCCUCUCUCCAUUUACUUUUUAUUGUAGUAGUUCUUUUACAAUUAAACCUCUCUUGUGUUUCUUUUCUCCCUGCUAUACCCUCAUUCUUAUCCAAAGUUCUUAUAGUAUUUUGGAGAGGAAUAGAGAGGGCAGAGAAUAUGGCCAUGUGUAACCAGACUUGCUACUGCUCUGCUGUUUCAUUUCACCUACAUUAUAUUGCUAUUGGCCAGUCACACUGUUUCCUAAUUUCCAUUUUUAUUAUUUUAUUUUAUUAGAAUGGAGAAGUAAAUUGAAAUGUUCCAACUGUCCCUAAAUAAUUUCUUCUUCAAGUCAUAUGCUUAUGCUGCUUUGGUCUAAUUCUUAUUUUCAGUAUGAAAUGGAUAACAGGCGAGGAGGCUCAAUGAAUAACCUCAUUAGAGAGAUGAAGAGUAAAGGUAUUAUUUUAGAGAAAGGCAGAAUUUGAGUUGGAAGGGACCCCCAUGGGCAAAUAGUUCAACACAUACUAAUAAAAGAAUGUCUUCUCCAGCAUACCAGGCAAACGAUCAUUGAUAAAUGAUUCAUUAAUGCCUUUGUAUUAAGACCACCAUUGUGGAAAAACAUAUGUACUCCCUCUUGAAGUAUUUUAUUCCACUUUGGAAUAAUUUUUAUUGUUGGCAGGGUUUUCCUUACAUUGUUGUCUUUGUAACAUCUACCCACUAUUUUAGUUUUGCUCUUUGGGGCUAAGUAUAACAAGCCUAAUCCCUUUAACAUAUAUGAACUGUUUAGAUAUUUUUAAGCUCGCUAUUGUUUCCCAUCUAAAUGCUUGUUUUUAACCCUACAGGUUAAAUCUAACCAUUGAUUUUUGGAUGAUGUGAAUUCUAGACCCAUCACUAUCCUGGUUGCCCUCUGCAUACUCAGUAGCUUAUUAAAUCAUUAUCUGGAGUGUGGUACCAGAAUUAAAUAUACUUAUAGAUGUAAUCUGAUUAGGGGACUAUUUGGUUUUUAAUUGAGAUUCUAUGUUUCUCUCUCUCCCUUUCUUCUUCCCUCCCUUUCUGGAGAUCAAUACUGUGUAAAGUGCUAAGGGCUAGGUAAUGGAGGUUAAGUGACUUGACAAGGGUCACACAGCUAGGGAGUGUCUGAGGCCAGAUUUGAACUGUCUCUAGGCCUGGCUCUCAAUCCACUGAGCACCCCAGCGGCCCCCCCCCCCAUUUCUCUUAAAGUAGCCUAAGGUGACAUAUUAACACUUUUGUCGCUUAUUGAGCUUGCACGCCCUGAAAAAUUCCAGACCCUUUUUUUAAAAUGAAGUAUUGUCUAGCCGUCUUGUACAUGUAGGUUCAUUUUUAAAAAUCCAAGUGUAAGAGUUUACUUUCAUAAAGCCUAAUAUAUUUUUAUCUUGAUUUGAUCCAAUGCUUGUCUAUCGUGACAUUUUAAAAUUCUAAUGGUCAUCCAUCUGAGCUUUGUGUCAGCUGCAAGCUUUAUUUGUGUAGAAGAAAAACUAUACUCUGCAUUUUCACUCAGGUCUGCAUUGCUCCUGAGUAGAGAAGCGACCUAAAUGGGCAGUUUCUUCUUGCAUACUGAAAAUGUUUCCAAACUGUGCCAUAUAUAUUUAUAAUUUUAUAGUGAUCAUGAAACAAAAGACAAAUUCCACAGGGGGUAAAAACAGUGGUUCAGAGUUUAGUUUUUAGAGUUUUUUAUUUGCUUAAAACAAUAGCAAUGUUAAUAUUAGUACACUCUGAAAGAAAUCAUUCCUUCUUUAGCUUCUCUCUCCAAAGACCUUCUCUACUUUCAACUUAGUGAAAUUUAGUUAUUGCUUUUAAAUUAAUCAGAAUCCUGCUCUUAAUUUUGGACAUUUAUAAACAAAGCAGAGUUUUUUAAAUUCAGGAAAUUAAGAUUCCUUCCUGCAUUUGAUUGUUUUUAAUUUCAGGGAUUAUAAUUACAUUUUUCAUACACGUUCUCCAAGGACUUUUAGACCAGGACACUGACAUAUUUCUUAAUAUUUCAAAGAAAGAAAAAAAAACCUUAGUGGAUCUGUUUUCAAAGAAUCAUACCAUCUAUACUUUUUUCGAGGUCCUUAAUUAUAAUGUUAAAGAGCAUAAGAGCAAGCAUAGAUCUCUGGGGGCACUCCUCUAGAGACCUUCCAGAUUGCCACAGAAAACAUUAGUAAUUGUUUGUGUUCUGCUAUUUCCAUGUUUAUCCAGUUUUAUUAUCCAGCCUACAUGAUCCCAUCUUUUCCAUAAGAAUAGAUUGAGAAAGGGACAGCUAGGUGGCAUGAUAGAUGUAGCACAGGGCUAUCUUGGAGUCUGGAAUACUUGAGUUAACCAGACCCAGAAACGUACUAGCUUUGUCAACCUGGGCAAGUCACUUAAUUCAUUUUACCUCAGUUUCCCCAUCUAUAAAAUCAUUUUGGGCAAGAAAUGGCCAAGAAUUAGGGUCACAAAGAGUUGGACAGUACUAAAACAACUGGAUAAUGAAGAAAGAUUAAGAUAGUUAUCAAAUUGAAUCUAUUAAAUGCUUUGAUAAAAUCUAGAUAUGUUAGUGUUCUGUUGUGUCCCUCUCUUGUGUGACCACAUGAACUUGGUCCAUGGAUUUUUUUUUGGCAAAGAUCCUGGAAUGGUUCUAUUUCCUUCUCCAGUAUGCCCUCAUUUUAUAGAUGAAGACCUGAGGCAAAUAGGUGUUAAAUGAAUUGCCUAGGGGUAACACAGCUACUAAGUUUCUGAGGUCGGAGUCGAACUCAGAUCAUCUUCUGUGUUCUUUCCACUGCAUCUCCUAGUUGCCCCUCCACUCCGCACUCUACAAAUCCAGUUUAUAAGUUGUACGUUAUGUAUACUAUAUAACAUUCUCUUUAUCUACUUUUAUAGAUGGAUAGCCUUGUCAAAAAUGUAAAUAAAGUUAAUUAUUAUUAUUAAUUAUUAAUUAAUUGCUAGUUUUUUUGUGAUCACCCACUACCUUUUCUAGGUGUUCAAUAGCCAUCUCUUUAAUAAUGUAAUCUAGAAUUUUGCCAGGAAUUUACUUUUUUACUUGUGUAUAGGCUUCUCCCUCUCAAUCAGCAUCCUUCCUUCCAACUUGCUUACUUGAACUCAAUAAGAAUAUUUAGAUGUUCUCUAGUCCUAGGAAUAACAGCACCUUAGGAAUUUUGGAUGUUAGGUAUGUAUUAACCUAUGGUAUAUAGAACCCUGUAUAUAGAGUUAGAAAGACCUGUGUCCAGAUUUGGCCUCCAACAUUUACUAACUUCAUGACUCUGGGCAAGUCACUUAACGCCUGUUUAUGUUAGUUUCCUCAGUUGUAAAAUGGGAAUAAUAAAUAGCACCGACCUCACAGGAUUGUUGUUUGGAUCAAGUGAAAUAUUUGUCAAAUGCUUAUUAGUACAUAGUAGAUUCCUUAAUAAUAACUGCUUGGUCUUUCCCAGCCCCUCCUACCCCAUUACUGAUAAAGAACCUGUCAUUUGUACAAGGAAUUAAAAUCCUAUUUUCAGAUAUCAUUUUUUAAACUUUCUGGUCACCUCCCAAAUGAACUUCUUCCCCUUUAAUCAACUGCAUUCCUUCUCUAAUUUGUCCUUUUCUGAAUUUCUUGCCUUCAAUAGGGAGUUUUGAUGAAAAAUAAUACUUUUUGAUGAAAAAAGUCCCUAUAGUCUUAAGUUUCUUGCUUCUUCCCUAGUGACCCUCUCAUGUUUGAGUCCCUAGCUUAGAACCAAGUAUUCAGGGUAUCCAUUCAGCUCUACGGAAGACUAUAUUGGUCUUUGCCCUUGGUUAGAUACCCUGUCCUUCUCUUAAUUUUUUUUCAAGCUUCUGAAGGGUAGAGGUGAUUUUUUUUUGGUAUGUAUUUAUAUCCCAGCACUUAGCAUGGUGCCUGGCCCAUUGUAAGUGCCUUACUAAAUGUGCCUUAGUACCCUUCCUUAGUGUAGCAUCUCUUUUGGGUUCCUUCUAGUUAUUACUAAAAUUAGGGUGAUUGUGUAUGGAUCCCCUGGGGUGGAGGGAACAAACAAAAAACUUAAUACCUCUUCAUCUAAUCCACACAUGACUGUCUCUGUGUCUCUCCCCCAAUCAGGUAGUUGCCAAUUAGUCUUCCUUCUUAUGUGCUUUGUUUUAUUAUUCUUAUUUAAUACCACUUUAGCAUCCACAUCAUAACUUGGAGUCUGAGCAACAGCUGUCUGUUGACAGUGUAUAGUGCAGUCUAAUUUGGGAAGAGCUUUAUCUGUUUAUUAGCUCUAAAUAUUUAGUGGGCCUUCCCUAUUUCUGCCUUCCUUGUCCAUGCAUUGAAUUUCUUGUUUUGUAAAGGAACAUUUCAUGUUCUUGGAUCAUCAGGGGAGUAGAAGGCUUUCUUCAAGUUUCUUAAGCUUGAACUUGGAGCACAGACACCACUUAGUUGCCUUGACAGUGGCCGAGAUAAAAGCCACCCACUUGCAUGCCACUGCAAAAUUCUUCUUGCUUUCCAUACUUUGAUGGAAGUGAAAUUCUCAUUCUUUGUCAUUCUUGGUAUUCACAUCCCUUAGAAAACUUAAAGACAAAUUGUUGAUGGGUCCCUUCAGGUCUGCAGCUAUUUCUCUUCUUACCUUUUGAUAGAGCUUUGACAGCUCCUUCCAGCUUCCUUUUUUCUGUCAUACUUAGCUUAUCUCUACUCUUCAAAUUCUUUUUUCCCCCCUUUUCUAUCUGGAGUUACCGUUUAAGCUCAAGUCGUACAGCUCCCGCUUUCCACUUGGAUUUUUCUUCAUUGUUUUCUCCAGUAUUACCUUCCUAAAUGAAAUUUAAAUUUCUACCCUAUUGAACAUUUCCAGAUCUCUCCAAACCACUUUCACAGUUUUUUCUGUUUAGUCUUUUUCCCAUAACCUCUCAUAAAAGCUGGAAAUGAAAACGUAAGCCAUUUGUUUUAUUUCUGCUUAUGCUGUAUCUUUUCAGUAGUAUUUAAUAUGCUGUAUCUUUUCAGGAAUAUUUAAUCUCUGUUGAUAAUGAUUAUAUUUUGAGUAAUUUUGAUAGUGAAAACUGAUCACAUGAUAGUCACUUAUCACAAAGUCAGCCAAGGAGUAGGAGAGUGAGUUUUAAAAGGGAUAGAAUUUUUCUCCAAUUCAUUUCUGGAUUAUGGCAGUAGAUUUGACAGAGACUUGAGAAAGUGUGGUCAGAGACAAUAUUUUUUCAGCAUUAUGCUAACCUGCCUAAAGAUGAUUUAUCUGGUUCUAGGAGUUCUUUCCUGAUUAUCUUUACCCUUCCAUUCCAUUAAUGUAAAAUAAAAAGUGAAAUUGGUUAGAGCCAUAAAAUUUUAAAGCUGAAAUUGCAGGUGCCUAUUCAAUGUGAAAUGGUAAUGAUUAUGAUGUGACAAUUAGGAUCCACUUCUCUACCCAUAUUUGAUCUGGUCUACCUGUGUAAAGCCUGGCCAAUAUACUUUGUGAAGGAGCAGAAAAAUAUCUUACCUUCAUGCUCAAAUCAACUUUAGGACCAACACUUGUUUUCCUGAACGAAGGUCUGACUGGCUCUGCUGAUUGACCCUGUCUGCUCUUCUUCAUCCUCCUUGCACAACUUGAAAGAGAGCCAAUGGAACUCAUUAAUGGAGAGUAAGAAAUGAGAUGUCAAACCUUCUCAGAACUCUUCUGAGGAAAGGCCAAUUGUGCCAACAACCCUAAGUGACCUUCAUCCUCCCCUCCCGAGUCUACCUCCUCCCUCCCCCCCAAAAAAAGAAGACAGUUUUGAAGUUUCCAGAGCAAAUGUGUUUAAUGGGCUUGCCAACAACAAUAUGGAUGAUCCGAAGAUAAAUACUGAGAUUACUGGUGCUAAAGAAGAACUUCUAAGUGACACCAAUUUCAUCUCUGAGAAAGAGAGUGGUAUUCUUAAACCACAAGAGUGUCAAAUGUCAUUUCAGAAAAACAAUACAUUGACUCUGCCUGAAGAGCUAUCCAGGGACAGAUCUGAAAAAGCCUUAAGCGGAGGCCAGUCUACUCUAUUUAUCCGUGCUGGUGCUCCUACUGUUUCUAGUGAAAAGUUUAUCUUGCCUAAAGGAACUGCUGUUAAUGGACCAGUUUCACACUCCUUAACUAAGACUUCCAUUAUGAGUAAAGGCAGCAUUUCAUUAACCACUGGGCAACCCAUGAGUCAGCAAACAACAGAUUCCUGUUCAACUUUAAAAGUGGCACAUGAUCUCCAACUGUCCACAAAAACCACACCAGAAAAAUCAAACCAACACCAAGUUUUGUAUUUGUUGCCUGAUGUAGCACAGACUAAAAAUCCCACCCAUUCCAUUAAGAAACCUACCUCUGCUUCAGCUGGUUGUGAUAAACAAAAAUCAGUAGGGAGUAGUGUAAAGUCAGAUAGCACUUUAAUAAAUCAAGUAAAGGGGUGUGAGGAGAGUGAAAGUUUAUUAGCAAAAGAUGAUUGUGUUAAAACAUUAACAGGUAUUUCCUCAGGUACAGAUGACUUCAGGUCAGAAAAUGAGACAAACUGGGAUCCGCAAAAAGAGUUUAUACAGUUUCUUAUGACAAAUGAAGAAACAAUAGAAAAGUCUCCAGUUCAUUGUAAAGUAGGGUUAGAGAAAAAGAGAAAAAGAAAAAUGGAUGUAAGCAAGAUAAUGCGGUAUACUGAGGAUUGUUUUAGUGAUUCAAAUUAUAUGACCACUAAAUCAAAACUAUUAAAUGUAGAGUUUGUAGAGCAAAGUGAAGAACUGCAGAUAACAGAACCACAAAAAUACCCACUGUCAAAAGUGAAGCCUGAAUCAGCAGACGAAGACUUAGAUGAUGUGGAUGCUAUCCAACAACUGAUUUAUAGCCCAGAUAAAUGUGGAGAAGAAAGUUCACCUGUUCAUACAAGCACUUUUCUUUCAAAUACUUUAAAAAAGAAAUGUGAAGAGAGUGAUUCUGAGUCACCUGCUACUUUUAGCACUGAAGAGCCAUCCUUUUACCCCUGUACAAAGUGCAAUGUGAACUUUAGGGAGAAAAAGCACCUCCAUAGGCAUAUGAUGUAUCAUUUAGAUGGUAACAGUCACUUUCGUCACCUCAAUGUUCCAAGGCCAUAUGCUUGCAGAGAAUGUGGGCGAACAUUUCGAGAUCGGAAUUCGCUUCUGAAGCACAUGAUUAUUCACCAGGAAAGAAGGCAGAAAUUAAUGGAGGAAAUUCGUGAAUUAAAAGAACUUCAGGAUGAAGGGAGGAGUGCACGGUUACAAUGUCCACAAUGUGUGUUUGGCACCAAUUGUCCCAAAACUUUUGUGCAACAUGCUAAAACUCAUGAAAAAGAUAAAAGGUACUACUGCUGUGAGGAGUGUAACUUCAUGGCAGUGACUGAAAAUGAAUUAGAGUGCCACCGAGGAAUUGCUCAUGGAGCAGUAGUGAAAUGUUCAGUCAUUAAUUCUGAUCUAUCUCAGAGAAAAACACAAAAAAAGAUUUCUGUGAAAGACCCUUUGACAGAAUCAUCCAAAAAACCAUCCACGUAUAUGUGCAAGUUGUGUGCUUUUACAACAUCUGCUAGAAAUAUUUUAAAAAAACACAUGGAAUAUUUGCAUCCAUCAUCAUGCAUUGAUCCAUUUGGGAGGCAACUACGAUUGGAAAAAAAAGGGGACAUUGUUGAAGAACCAUUAGAUUUUGGUAGAACCAAGUCAUUAAUUAAGGAACAGACUUCCACAUUUCCAAAGAACUCUGUUUUAAAACAAGAUGUAAAACGAACAUUUGGAUCAGCGUCUCAGUCGAGUAGUUUUUCCAAACUCCAUAAGAGGACAAAUAGAGUACAAAAAGCUCGUAAGAGUGUCUCCCAGGCAGGUGUAAAUGUGUGCAAUCAAAAUAAUUCUCCUCAUAAGACUAUGAUUAAAAACAGCAUUGACCAAAAACCUAAAUAUUUCCAUCAGACAGGGAAACAAAAACCUAGUGUCAAAUCAAGUAGUAACUAUUUAUAUAGGCAUAAAUAUGAAAAUUAUAGAAUGAUCAAAAAAUCAAGUGAUCCAUAUCCUUUGCAUUUAAAAAAGGAAGAGGCCAGUUCUCUACAUGUGUUCUCAUCAUCAGGUAGUUCCCACAACAAUUGUUUCAUUAUGGAUUCUCAGACUCUUGAUCCAAAAAGGCCAGAUGAUUUCAAAGAUUAUAGGCAUGUAGCUGUAAAAAGAGUAAUAAAUGAAUCUAAGAUGGAGAGUUCUGUUGCAGGAGAUGAUUUAGACUGCUAUCCAGAUUUUUUGCAUAAAAUGACUGUUGUUGUUUUGCAGAAGUUAAAUUCUGCUGAAAAAAAAGAUAGCUAUGAAACAGAGGAUGAUAGUUCCUGGGAUAAUGUUGAAAUGUGUGAUUACACUACAGAAUCUAUCGAGGAUGAAUCUUAUAGUGAUGUUAAUCAGGAAAAUGUAAAUUUAUUCCCUCUCUUUAAAAAUAAAGUAGAUGGUCAAGAAGUUGGAGAAAACCUUAGUUUUGAGCAAAAUGAUGGCUUUUAUUUUGAAUAUUAUGAAGAUGCUGAAACUAGCAAUUACUUACAUGAUAUCCAUGAUCCUCAACAAUUGGAAAAUGCUGAAACAUCAUUGCCAAAGCAUAACUCUCUUUUCCAUUGGACUGAUUUGUCUCUAGAGAAAAAAUCUUGUCCAUACUGUCCAGCAACAUUUGAAACUGGUGUUGGGUUGUCCAAUCAUGUCCGUGGGCAUCUACAUAGAGCAGGUUUAAGCUAUGAAGCCAGGCAUGUUGUUUCUCCAGAGCAAAUAGCCACAAGUGACAAAAUGCAACACUUCAAAAGGACUGGCACAGGAACGCCCGUGAAAAGAGUUAGAAAAGCUAUAGAGAAGUCUGAAUCUGCUUCUGAGCAUACUUGUCAGCUCUGUGGAGGUUGGUUUGAUACUAAAAUUGGGUUAUCAAAUCAUGUGAGAGGACACCUGAAAAGACUUGGAAAAACUAAAUGGGAUGCUCAUAAAUCUCCAAUCUGUGUUCUAAAUGAGAUGAUGCAAAAUGAAGAAAAAUAUGCAAAAAUUUUAAAGGCGUUGAACAGUCGCCGUAUUAUUCCCAGACCAUUUGUAGCUCAGAAACUUACAUCAAGUGAUGACUUUUUAUCUGAAAAUGUUAUACCUCUUGAAGCAUACCGUAAUGGCCUAAAGACUGAAGCUGUAUCAGUGUCUGCAUCAGGGGAAGAAGGGCUGAGUUUCCUAAGUGAAUCUGAUGAAACAAAAGCAGAACUGUCCAGUGGGAAAAAAAAUCAGUCUCUUACACUGAUAGAACUUCUGAAAAAUAAAAGGUUGGGAGAAGAAAGGAAUCCUGAUAUUUCUCCUCAAAAGAUCCAUAAUCAAACUGCAAGAAAAAGAUUUGUUCAAAAAUGUGUUCUUCCAUUAGAUGAAGAUGGUCCAUUGACAUAUCAGCCACAAAAAAUGGAUUUGUCUGUUCAGUCAGCCAUUGACAGUAAACAAAAGAAGUCAAGAUCAAGAUCAGGAAGUAAGAAAAAAGUAUUGCCGUUACCUCAUGGUGCUGAUGAUAUUUACAUUCUGCGAUGCAGGUUUUGUGGCCUGGUCUUUCGAGGACCCUUGUCUGUUCAGGAAGACUGGAUCAAGCACUUACAGCGACAUAUUGUGAAUGCUAAUCUUCCACGGACUGGAGCAGGCAUGGUGGAAGUCACAUCACUGCUCAAAAAGCCUGCUUCCAUUACAGAAACUUCAUUUUCUUUAUUGAUGGCAGAAGCAGCAUCAUAGAAGAAAGAAACCUUUUGAAAAACUAAUUUGAAUUGGAUGUAAAUUUGAAAUACUUUGUCAUUUUUUUAAAAAAAGGUUGCUACAUUAAAUUAUCUGUUUAUAAAUCCUAAAGCAGGAAAACAGGGAAAGUGAAUUACAGUGACAUCAGAGCAAAUUGAGUACUUUAAAGCAGUUACAGUAAGUAGUCUUUAUAUUUUACAUAGAGUGGAAGAUGUGUUUUUAAGGUUUACUAAGUUUUUGUCAGUUAACUAACUGUUCGAUAUUAAUAACAAGAUCAUUACACGUAAACAGCCAUUUAUCAAUUGUUGCACAUUGGUACUUAGAGACAGACUUUAUUAAAAAAUUAUGUUCUCUGCAGUGUUACCAGAAUCAAGGCUCUGUUUUUUCCCCUAAAAAGAGACUUGCAUAGUAAAAUAAGAUAUUAUAUAUUUUGUUUGUAUGUAUGUAGUGUUUUGUACAAUACCAGAACUGCUAACUAAAUUCACUCAAUUUAGGGCAUUAAAUAUCAUGUACGUUGAAGAGACUGUUCACUCAAAUAGGGCAAUGAGUACUAUUAUUCUAUAUAGAUGUGUAAGUGUUUUUUAAAAAAAUCACAUGAAAAAGUUUUUUUUUUGUACUAAAAGUGGAGGGAGAUUUGUUUAAACAAAUAUUUCUAAAAGAAAUAUGUACAUAGUACUGGAAAUUAUUUGUGGUAAGGAAAUAUUCUUUACUCCAGUUGCAUUUCUCAGACAAUAAAGUGGUGCAUCCAUGCUACCUCCUACUUUGUCAACAAAGAUGCUAUUUACCGGUUACAUUUUUGUAUCAUAAUAGAUUAAAAUCUAACUCUUUAUUGCAAGACAUCCUUUUGUUAACAGACUUGUUUCUUUUUUGAUGUUUUACUUAAAAUUUGACUUGCUUACGAGACGGUUUUGCCUCUUUACUACUUUAUUUAACACUGUAGAAAUGUACUACUAAUAAUAAAUGCUGUUCACUACACCAUUUAGAAUAGCUUUCUUCAUUUAUAAUUUGUUCCAAAUUUGAUCAUUUCAGCAAAAUUUAAUACAUCAAUUGAAAUGUUUCUACAUAUGAUGAGAAUGUUUACAAUUUAAAUUUUAGAACUUGUUUUGGAUGUAAUUAUAUGUAUGAAAAUUGUGUAACACUAUGCUCAUGCUAAGAACCGCCGUAAUGGAAUUACUAAAAUAAAUGUGCUGUGAGGAUAGAAAAUAUGGUGCAGGUGUCUUGGUAAUGAUAAAUUGUGAAUGUUCAUUUACAGUGUCAACAAAAGUGAUUUUAAUUUUUUUCCAGUAAAUUCAAUUUCUUUACAAAUACCAGUUUCUGUAUUCAAGUACCACUUAAUUUUCUUCACGUAGGAUGACUAAUACUGUAGUGAAACCAAGGAUAUGCAUUGAUACUUUCUUUAUAUGUAAAUAAAGCAGUUAAAAUGAGGAGUAUUUUGGUAGAGUAUAUACAUACCUCACUGCCAGUGAAAUUGCUUUCUUAUGGUAUAUCUCCUUACCAGAAAAAUCUCUAAAUAAAAAAUGUUUAACGAAA
Molecule: messenger RNA, 13424 nt
Organism: Monodelphis domestica (gray short-tailed opossum)
Lineage: Eukaryota; Metazoa; Chordata; Mammalia; Didelphimorphia; Didelphidae
Source: RefSeq, a predicted model, not a curated record